This is a messenger RNA of Larimichthys crocea (large yellow croaker), 7418 nucleotides long. It is a transcript of the gene magi2b, whose product is annotated as membrane associated guanylate kinase, WW and PDZ domain containing 2b. Gene Ontology annotation, biological process: signal transduction; receptor clustering. The record is from RefSeq and is a predicted model, not a curated record. Gene Ontology annotation, cellular component: dendrite; cell-cell junction; cytoplasm. Bases 332 to 4945 code for a protein of 1537 amino acids. The transcript is spliced from 23 exons. Gene Ontology annotation, molecular function: beta-1 adrenergic receptor binding; type II activin receptor binding; signaling receptor complex adaptor activity. Lineage: Eukaryota; Metazoa; Chordata; Actinopteri; Sciaenidae.
UUAUUUCCCCUCCUCUCCAUCCUCUCACGCCGAACCAGAACCAUUCUUCUCUCCCCUCCUUCAGGCUUCACAUCCGGGUCAUCCGCCAGUAUCUGUCUCCUGCGUCGGUCUGUGUGUCUGACAGAGUAAUAAUUAUUUCAUCCGCCGCCGUGCUGUACCGCAGCCCACUGCCCGACUGCGCGGCUCGCCGAGCGGACACUGCGCGUGGUGUGCACCGGUGAUGUUGGAGCCACGGGCGCUGUGAAAGCUGCAGCCGGUCGCACAAAGGCAGGGAUGAGACGGUAGGAGGCUUUUCUAUGGGCCAGCCCGUGGUGAUUAACUCGCCCUAACGAUGUCUAAGAGCCUCAAGAAGAAAAACCACUGGACCAACAAAGUCCACGAAGCGGUGAUAACCCGAGGGAAGGAAGGGGAGCUGGGGUUCGAGCUGAAGGGGGGCGCGGAGAACGGCCAGUUCCCCUACUUCGGCGAGGUGAAGCAGGGGAAGGGACUGAUCCAGAGCGGCAAACUGGCCCAGGAUGAGCUGCUGCUUGAGGUCAACAACAUGCCAGUGGCCGGGCUCACCACCCGGGACGUGCUGGCCGUGAUUAAACACUGCAAAGACCCGGUCCGCCUCAAAUGUGUCAAGCAAGGGGGGGUGGUUGACAAGGAUUUGCGGCACUACCUCAACCUACGCUUCUCCAAAGGAUCAGUGGACCACGACCACCAGCAGAUCAUCAGAGACAACCUCUACCUCCGCACCGUUCCAUGUACCACCAGGCAGCCUAAGGAGGGGGAGGUGCCGGGGGUGGACUACAACUUUGUGAGUGUGGAGCGUUUUAUGGAACUGGAGCAAAGUGGAGCCCUGCUAGAGAGUGGAACCUAUGAAGAUAACUUCUACGGUACACCGAAACCUCCAGCGGAGCCGUCCCCCGCAGCACCUCCUCUGAAUGUAAGUGAGGCCCUGCUGCCCGGAGCCCGGCCAAGCGCCCAGGGCAAGAGGAAGAGGAACCAGUCGGUCAGCAACAUGGAGCAGCGUGCCAGUCUGGAGCCACCUGAGGAGGAGGAAGAGGAGAGCCCGGUUGUCAAUGGCAACGGGGUGGUCAUCACACCAGAGUCCAGUGAACAUGAGGACAAGAGCACAGAUGCCUCUGGGGAGGUUGCUGUGGAAGCCUCCAUCCAGGCCCCAGCCUCCUCUGCUGAGGCCCCCACCGAAGGAGAGGAGGCCCCAAAAUCUCCCUCUGAAUCCCCCGCCAAAGUUCCAGAUGUGGAUGAGGAAGAGUUGGGUCCUUUACCUGACAACUGGGAGAUGGCCUACACCGAGAAGGGGGAGGUCUACUUCAUCGAUCACAACACCAAAACUACAUCAUGGCUCGAUCCUCGGCUCGCAAAGAAAGCGAAGCCACCAGAAGAGUGCAGGGAAGACGAGCUGCCUUAUGGCUGGGAGAAGAUAGAUGACCCCAUCUACGGCAGCUACUAUGUAGAAUUGAGGCAGCAUAGACUCCAUAACAGUCACAUCAAUCGAAGGACUCAGUUUGAGAACCCGGUCCUGGAAGCCAAGAGACGCCUGGAGCAGCAGAGGCAGAUGCAGAGCCAGGGACUCUCCGCUCUACCACUGCCCACUAUAUACAGAGAGAAGCCAUUGUUUACGAGGGACCCAACUCAGCUGAAGGGCACCUUCCUGUCGACAGCUCUGCAGAAGAGCAACAUGGGAUUCGGCUUCACGAUUAUAGGAGGCGACGAGCCCGAUGAGUUCCUGCAAGUGAAGAGUGUAAUACCAGACGGACCCGCCGCUCAGGACGGAAAGAUGGACACAGGUGAUGUCAUUGUCUACAUUAAUGACAUCUGUGUACUCGGUACCACACAUGCCGACGUGGUCAAGCUUUUCCAGUCCGUGCCGAUUGGUCAGAGUGUCACCCUCGUGCUCUGUCGAGGAUAUCCUUUGCCCUUUGACCCAGAGGACCCAAGUGGUGCAGCAAGCACCUCCUUGACACCCAUUGGCCUGGAGCACCGCCCCUUAGUGGUGAACGGGCGCAGCAGCUACGACCCUUACUUAGAGUAUCUGUCGUUGAGCUCCCAGCUGCCUGCUCAGGCUCUGGCCCAGGGCGGAGCCUCUCACCCCGGGGACACACAUCUGGACGGCUCGUCCCUUCCACCCACCACACCUGGUUCAGGAUCGGCACUCACUCCUCACGACGACAAUGUGUCCAUGGCCUCCUCUGGGACUGCAGCGGUUGCCGGGGCAACAGCACAAGGGGCAGAGCUCCUGACAGUUACUAUGGUGAAAGGUGCCGAGGGAUUUGGGUUCACCAUCGCAGACAGUCCCACUGGUCAGCGAGUAAAACAGGUGCUGGACCCGGGCACACAAGGAGCAUCGGGGCUGAUAGAGGGAGACCUGAUCCUGGAGGUGAACCAGCAGCCGGUGGCUGCAGCCGGACACGGUCGAGUGGUGGAGAUGCUCAAAGAGUGUCCCGUGGGAGCCGAGGCGACACUCCUCAUACAGAGAGCGGGAACAGGCCACAUCUCUCCAUGGAAGGCAUCCAAACAGUUGCCUGACCAGUGGGACCCACAUGGCAGCCCCCAAGCAAACCUAUCUGGCCCGGUUUUGCCACCUGGCACUCCCUUCCCAAACCAGCCACAACACCGCACAUCUGUGCCUGACUCCACUGAAGGCUUCGAUCUUAACAAACCUGAUCCCUAUGACCUUUAUGAGAAGUCAAGGGCUAUCUACGAGAGCCGACGUCCAGAGUAUGAAGAGGUGGAGGUACACCUGCUGAGAGAGAAGACCGGGUUUGGCUUCCGCAUCCUGGGGGGAGACGAGGCCGUGCAGGCUGUGAGUCCGGACGCCCGUGACAAGAUUGUUAUUGGCGCUAUAAUAGAGAACACUCCUGCUGAGCGUGAUGGGCGUCUGCGACCCGGGGAUGAGCUCAUUUCUGUGGAUAAAAAUGUGGUUGCUGGGAAACCGCACAAAUACGUAAUAGACUUGAUGCACGCAGCUGCUCGCAAUGGUCAAGUCAGCUUGACUGUGAGGAGGAGAGUGCUAACGCCUGGUGAACCGUGUCCUGUGAAUGGCCGCAGUCCCGGCUCGGUGUCGACACAACACAGCUCUCCACGUAGCGAUGCUGCCUCAGCUUCAGGCCCUCCGGCUGUCUCCGUCCCUACUGCCACCUCUCCUCCAGAGGGAUCCGCCCUGCAGACCAGUGAUGUGGUUAUUCAUCGCAAGGAGAACGAGGGCUUCGGCUUUGUCAUCAUCAGCUCCUUGAACAGACCGGAGAACGCCACCGUCAUCACUGUGCCCCAUAAAAUAGGACGCAUUAUCGAGGGCAGCCCUGCGGACCGAUGCGGGAAGCUGAAGGUGGGCGACCGCAUCCUGGCUGUGAAUGGACAGUCCAUCAUCAGCAUGCCGCACGCAGAUAUAGUCAAGCUCAUCAAAGAUGCCGGGCUAACAGUCACACUGCACAUCAUACCGGAGGAGGGUUCCCAUUCUGGCCCCAGCUCAGAGAAGCAGAGCCCCAUGACCCAGAAACACAGCCCCCAGACCCAGCCCAGCCCUGUAGCCCAGCCAGGCCAAGGAGGUACCCAGCCUGGCCAAACAACCACUCAGACAGGUCAAGCACCUGCCCAGCCCCUCCAGACACCAGCUCAGACAUGCCAAACAGUGACUGGCCCUCCUGCACCAGCACCAUCUCAGCCUGCACCGGCUGGAACCCAGCAGAGCCCGGUCACCCAGCCCUCUGGCCUCCCUCCACAGCUCUACCUCCACGACGGCAGGUCAGAGGUUAAAGCCAGACAGGACGUCAAACCUGAUUUCCGCCAUCCUCCAUUCACUGAUUACAGGCAACCUCCAGUAGACUACCGCCACCCACCGGUUACUGAUUACCGACAGCCUCCGACACUGGACUACAGACACCCACCUGGUUUGCUGGACUUCAGACAGCACCCAGCAGCUGCACAGUUCCCUCUGGGUAUCCCUGCUGACUUUAGACCACAGGACUUUGAUUACUUCACGGUGGAGCUGGAGAAAAGCGCAAAGGGUUUUGGCUUCAGUAUCCGCGGGGGCAGAGAAUACAAAAUGGACCUGUUUGUGUUGCGCCUUGCUGAGGAUGGCCCAGCGAUACGUAAUGGAAGAAUGAGGGUAGGGGAUCAAAUCAUAGAGAUUAACGGGGACAGCACUCGGGACAUGACUCACGCCCGCGCCAUCGAACUCAUCAAGGCAGGAGGCAGGCGGGUCAGGCUGCUGCUAAAGCGAGGCACAGGACAGGUGCCAGAAUAUGACUGUGUCGGCCCCUGGGAUUCCCUUUCUACAACCCACUCUGCCCUGCAGGAAGUGACCCUCGAGCCCCACCCGAAUCCAUUGCUCUCAUCCCAUCCAGCCUCAGCCCCACACUCCCCUCAUCAGCUCCCUCUAGAGGCCACAGUGUGCAUGGCAGAUAAAGCUCCACCGCUGACAGACCACAGCUCCAUUAGAGGGGCUACAGGUGGCAGGUCCACCCAGCAGAAGUGCAUCACCAGGGGGCAGGGAACCCCUCAAGGAUCUGCAGAGGUGGACUGUGGACCAGGCGACAGACAGCCUCGGGCUUUGCCUCCUAAAGCUGUCCUGGGGAGGUCUGUUGAAAGGAGAGAGAGGCAGAAGGAGACUUGCUCCCCCUGCUGUGAGAGAAAGGGCCUGCACACACAGGCGAUCAGCACUGUCUGGCCCUGGGACCCGUAUGUGAGUGUGAAUUUGAAUGGAGCCUCUCUAGGCAGUGGAGACGGACAUGUCAGCCUCCAGGAGAGGCUGGUGUCCAGAGGUCUGUUCCCCAGAGAAGAGGAGAGGGCCAGUGGCCACAGUGGGCUCUGCUGCCCCUCUAAAAGCAUGGAAGAUCCUCCUGCGAGGAGCGCAGCAGCUUCCCCUGGGCCGUGGAACGUCCCUGGGUCUGACAAACUGCCUGGCACCCUGAGGUCCUGGACCUCCACAGUAAGCAGGUAGAAUGGAUCUCGCUGGUUUGAACCGGAUCCCACUGUCUGGCUCCUCAUUCAGUGCACCAUCAGAUGUCUGAGAAAAAACAGUGAAUCUCCCUCGCCCUCUCUUUCUGUCCUGUUUUUUUUCUCCGUCUCCUUCUAAGGUCAUAUUUUCUGUUUCAUUUGUUCUUACGAGAUAAUUAUUACACCCACCACCUUAAAAAACAACAACAUUGUAACAUACAGUACAAAACUGAUGGAGACUGCUCAGUAUGUAGGCAUUUCGGACCCUCAGAUACGACAGUUCAUGUUCUGAUCACAGAUGGAGUGACGAUGUCUGAUCCUGAGUGGAGCUUUGUGUUUUCAAUGUGUACCUUUAACUACUGGCUCAGAUUGAUUUGUGCAACGUAACCUCAGAUGGGAGAGAGACAUAUGCACAUACAAGAGAUUUACUUUUGCUCCAUUUUCUCUGUGUUGUGGGAAGAGUGGGACUACAAAUCUGUCGGAGGGAGGCAGAGACACUGAAACUCCUGGAGGACAUGGCACUGACCCAAGUGACAGCCUGGUUAACCUGACAUACGUUCAAUCUCACAUGCCUACCGAUAUAUCAUAUACUGUAAAUGUAAAGAUGUGAAAAAUAUGUACAUUUGGUAAUCUCAAAAACAUGCCUGUUGGUGUUUUUUUUGAGGCAGUGUUGUAGUUAGAUACAUUGUAAAGAAAAGAAAAAACAAACAAACAUCAGAACAGUAUUUUAGGAUCAAUAUUUCCAUGGCCUCGUCUAUAACUACAUAUCAAAGACUGUGCAAGUCACCAAACGCAGACUGCUGUGGGAGGCAGCGGUCAUGUGCAUGGAUAUAAACCACCAUGUCAUUAUACAGGGACUCACAUGUCUUUUAGAGGUAGAAUAUAGAGAGGAUAUCAUCUGUGGAGCUGACCGGUCGGUACUCAUGUGAGACAAAAAGAGACUUUUUUUCCUUUUGAGUGACUGAAAACAGUUGGCUUAGUAACAACUCAUAAUACUGUUCUGAGUUACGUACAACAACUUGAUCACAGCUCAACCAUGCAGUCAUUGUGCAGAAUUAUAAGCUGUGUUGUGUUCAUUUAACGCUCAACGGAAGAACUUUGUCCAGUCUAUAUUUCCCAUUUCUAUGCCUUUUACUGUGCUAAGUGUACCACAUCACUGUGGGAGAGGGGCGUCGGUGUGGGGAAGGGGAGGCCCGAUGGUUAUGAGGUGGGGCGGAGUGCCUUACUCAAACUAAUGCAGAGCUGUCGUCGUGAUUUGUUUUGGGAACUGAAUACAAAACAGAUGUUAGUGACCACGCACACAUAUCAGCAAACUGUUGAGUUGUGGAGCCUGUUUUCUUCAGACUAAACUCCGAGCAGUAUAUACAGAUAUCUCGAUGCACUCUCAACUGUAUAGCUCAUCAAUGUCAAGGAUUUGCCCCCUUGAGUGCUUCAAAAGGGGCAUCAGAUGUAGCCUGUAGCAUUACAUCAUCUUCUUAGAGAGUCAUCUGGGUGAGUCGAGUGACGAGUGUUUAUCCAGACUGGGUCAUAAUCAAAGUGGAGUCUCAUUCCAGCUUUAUUUGUCUGUUCUCUAAAGGAAACAUGUUGAGUUUGCAUUGUUGCAGGCAGUAUCGGCGCUCGCUGAAUCUGAACCAACCAAGACUCGAUCCGUGAAACACAAAUCAGGAUCAGAAAAGUUUUGAUACCGGCAGAGUCGAGGCAUGCUGCUAUUAAACCGAGACACCCGAGAUGAAGUCACUAUCCUCCCGCAUAUCAUCCAUUUCUCUCAUCAAGAUGUUUGCUCUCAUUAAAAAUAAAUUACCAGAGCUUCUGGGUACUGGAGGACCAGUUAAAAAAAAUAAUAAUCACAGUGCAUUGUGACAAUUUGACUGAAUGCAGCACGAUGGCACAUCCAAGCUUGUGAACUGGUACUGAAAAAUGCUUUUGCACCUGCAGACUGGAGCACUGGUUUGUGCAUAAAGCAUCAUCAACUCGGACAGUAAAACGUGGAUGUUUCUGAGCUGACAAUGAGAAUGCAGCUGUGGCUCAUGUGAUUAACAUGUUAGCGAGGAGCAUGUGCCGUCCGGCUGUAGAAAUGUGUUUACUGUAUGUACAAAUGUUCAGAAAAGGUGAAAGAAUUUGUCAUCCAGCCCUCUGUCUCCGUCCAGGCCGUCCCCCUGCCUGCUGUGAGUGAUUUUGUAUACAGAAACAAAAAAAAAACUGCUUUAUUGGAACCUGAGAAGGAUGGCACGUUCAUAAAUCCCCAUUGAGAUCAAGUAUAACUGUGUAGUGUUAAUUGUGUACUAUUCACCUUGUACAGCUGUAUUCCUACAAAUAUGGUUUACUGUAUCAUUGAUACUGUAGUUUCAAAGACGUGAACAACUAUUUUUAUGAAAUGCGACAGUACUGAUAUAUUACAUUUUGCUAAAAAACAAAAAACUUGUUUACUGAAAGAUAUUCUGAAAUACUGUCAAAUAAACUCUUGACAUGGUGUAAAA